Pan troglodytes (chimpanzee) is the source of this 4046-nucleotide messenger RNA. RefSeq names its product TRAF interacting protein with forkhead associated domain (gene TIFA). Gene Ontology annotation, cellular component: cytoplasm. Bases 304 to 858 code for a protein of 184 amino acids. Gene Ontology annotation, molecular function: protein binding. The record is from RefSeq and is a predicted model, not a curated record. Gene Ontology annotation, biological process: positive regulation of canonical NF-kappaB signal transduction; cytoplasmic pattern recognition receptor signaling pathway; innate immune response. Lineage: Eukaryota; Metazoa; Chordata; Mammalia; Primates; Hominidae. The transcript has 2 exons.
CUCCGCGCCACCGCUGCGCUCUUUACAAAGGCCCCGGGCGCGAGACGACGUGCUCUGCCCGCCAGUGGGAAGGGAGGCCGCGCGCGCGGGAGCGCGGGAGGAUCGGCGGCUCGCGGUCACUGGUCCCUGGCUCGGUUCCCUGCACCCCGGGGCUCACACUUACCCGCGCGGAGGAGCAGCGGCCGGGUGUCCACCCCCAGCCUGCGCCCAGUCUCCUCGAUUCCCCUCGCUCUGAGCCGGGAGAGCCGAACAGCUGAGGAGAGUUCGCUGACUCCCCAGCCCCAGGUGGGCCUUGUGCACAUCAUGACCAGUUUUGAAGAUGCUGACACAGAAGAGACAGUAACUUGUCUCCAGAUGACGGUUUACCAUCCUGGCCACUUGCAGUGUGGAAUAUUUCAGUCAAUAAGUUUUAACAGAGAGAAACUCCCUUCCAGCGAAGUGGUGAAAUUUGGCCGAAAUUCCAACAUCUGUCAUUAUACUUUUCAGGACAAACAGGUUUCCCGAGUUCAGUUUUCUCUGCAGCUGUUUAAAAAAUUCAACAGCUCAGUUCUCUCCUUUGAAAUAAAAAAUAUGAGUAAAAAGACCAAUCUGAUCGUGGACAGCAGAGAGCUGGGCUACCUAAAUAAAAUGGACCUGCCAUACAGGUGCAUGGUCAGAUUCGGAGAGUAUCAGUUUCUGAUGGAGAAGGAAGAUGGCGAGUCAUUGGAAUUUUUUGAGACUCAAUUUAUUUUAUCUCCAAGAUCACUCUUGCAAGAAAACAACUGGCCACCACACAGGCCCAUACCCGAGUAUGGCACUUAUUCGCUCUGCUCCUCCCAAAACAGUUCUCCGACAGAAAUGGAUGAAAAUGAGUCAUGAACACAGAAAGUCUAAGAGGAGAAAUAUGAAGGAUGAAGAGCUCUGUAGAUGCUGUAUAGACACUAAAUAAGAGUUGAUUAGGGUAGUAUAUUAUAGUCAUGUGUUAUGCUGUGAAAUUUGGAAUUCAGUAUUAUCAUUUUGAAGUCUGUAAAUUGUGUUAGUCAUUAACUUAGUCACCUGUUGUAUUCCUGGAUCUACACAAAAUUAUUUUAAGUGCUCUUAUUAAUCUGUGAGGAUUAAUAUGCAAAAAGUAUCCUUUGAGAUGAAGUCGUGUUCUCAAAAUAAGGUUAUAUUAUUUUCUUUUUCUGCUUGAUUUUCAUCUUGUGUUUUGCUUUGUUUUUGUAAGGAACCAUCUCUUGGUUUGGUCACAUCAGUUCACAACAGCGAUUUGUUUUCAAGGUCAAGGCUCCAGGCAGGUUGUUACUGGUGUUUGCAGCCUGUCAGUACUUGCAGUACUGGAAUAGGUUCUAGGCUAGUGUCUGCGCGUCACUGUGGUUUUAGCAUGGGAGGACUUAUUUGAGAAAUACUACCUUACUUUUCUAUGAUUUCUUUUUACAGAGUUAUAGUGUGUUUACUCCUAAGAUGACAGUUCUCUUUGUCUAUAUUCAGCAUCUAAGACAAAUAUUUAAACAUUUUAAAGAACCACUGUGUUAAGUUUAGGAUUAUUUACUUACCAAAUUAGAAGUUUGACUUUCAUGUGUUAUACACACUUUUAAAAUUUCACGAAUUCACCUUUUUAAUAGUAUCCAUGUACAUAAUAGAAUCAAAGUUUAAUUAGCCAUUUUCUUUGAAUUUUUUUCUAAAUAAGGGAAAGAACUGUUCUUGGGCCACUUUACAUAGAUAAACGUAUGUGAAUGUUUAUGAUAAACGCUUAAAUAUUUCUAAAAUGUUAACUUCAAAAAAGUCUUUUUCAGUUCUUAAAUAAAAAUUCUUUUAUUUAAGAUACUUAUUCGACUUAUCUUAACUAAGGUAGCUAUGAAUGUUAAGUAGAUGAGGUAACCAUUCAGUUAAGUUAAAUUGUAGCAUUGCCAGGUAGUGAGGCUCACUGUACAAUUUUCCAGGUAAAUGAAAUUUCCUGUAGUAAGAGGUCCAUAUUUUUGUAACAGCCUUUUAAAAAUGCUUUUGUGAACCCUCCAGCCUCUUACCAAAAGAGGCUUUAAACCUCAUCUUGAUUCAGACCAUCAGUCUAUUCCUGGGCAGUAGUAUGUGAUGUCCAGCACCCUAACCCCGACUCCCCAGCCCUGGGACUAUUCCAGUAGAGUGAAAUAUUUGUCCCUGUACAAAGUGGCCUGAAUGACUGUUUGAGUUCCUGUGUCUGGUUUUCCUGUUUAUUCCCUGUGAUGCCCAGAGUAAUGAAUGGCCCAUCCAAAGAUGUCCAGAUGUCCAUGUGCUAGUCUCCAGAACUUGUAACUGCGUUGUUAUGUGGCAAAGGGGAAUGAAGGCUGCAGAUGGAAGUAAAAUAGAUUAUGCUGGAUUAUCUGGGUGUGCCCAAUUGAUCACCGGAUCCGUAAAAGUGGAAGAGAGGCAGAUCAGGAUGUCAGCGUGAUGAGGUGUGAGACAGACUUGACUUGCUGUUGCUGGGAGGAAGGAGGUCAUGAGCCAAGGAAUGUGGACAGUCUCUUGAAGCUGGAAAGUGUGCAUUGGACAUCUGGAAGCCAGAAAAGACAAAGAAAUAUCCAGAAAGGAACAAAGUCUUGUGGACACCUUGAUUUUGGUCCAGUGAGAAUAUGUUUGACUUGUUAACCUACAAAACUUUAUGAUGAUAAAUUUGUGUUGGUCGUAAGCCAUUAAAUCGCAGUAAUUUGUUAUAGCAGCAGAUAGAAAACUAAUAUACUCCCUUUAAUAUAAGGUUAUCUACUAUUGAUUCUUUCUAGGAUUUUAGCUUCUGGUCUGAUGUGGGUUUACAGCCAGAUCACCUGGCUUGAAUUGCUUACAGUGUGUAGUCUCAUGGUAAAGGCGUUCUAUGAGUGAAGUGUAUAUACUUUAAUGUGUGUAUACUGUCACAUUUUGACUAUUUUGGAAGACUUUCACCUCUGUUUCUUGUCUUUGAGGCCGAUGAAUGUGUUUCUAAGUUAUAAAUUUAAUAUUAAGGGAUUCAUGUAUUAUUGUUAUUGAAUCCAAACAAUGUGUUAAGUAAUAUUUAGGGCCAGAAAAAUCUUGUACAGAAUAAUGAUUUCCCCUAAUGUAAAUCUUGGAAAGGGUUUUGUUCAACUUGAGAAAUAUUAAAUUUUUUGUUCUAUUUUUUUUUUCUUAAAAGAUUGGCAAAGGAGAGAGUGGGUUGCUAAAAGUUUAUAUUGUUCUCCAAAGAAUAGAAACACUUUCCAUAGCCCAACUCCAGUAGUAAAUAAUAAUGAACACUUUAAUAAUGAAAGAGCAAUUGGUUAAUAUUAGAAUUGUUUUGAUUACAAAGUUAGCAUCUCUGCCUGAGCUACCCAACCCCAAAGCGGGGUUGUUAGAGGAAAGCUGCCAUAUUUCAUAGAACCGAGGAAGGAAUGCAGCAGACCUCAGGUGAGAUUCGAAUGCUCUGGCUCUGACCCUCAAUGCAUAUUGGCUCCAUGGUCACCUGUAGCUCCCAAGUUUUACACGUUAUUGAUCCCCCAAAGAGACCUGAUCUCUUGAUUUCAGUUCCAGGGACGGGUCAGCUUGGGUCAGGUGCCCGCCCCUUCGCCAAUCAACUUGUCUCAGGUAAUGCAGUCACAUUAUAUAAUGGCUGCUCUGGUCAGUGAUCAUGUGGAUAGAUACAGCAUUUUCUCAAAAAAUGGUCACAGAGGGGUGGGGGUGGGGCAAACAAAAAUAUUGGUGUUUGAUACAAGGUACUGAAGCUAAGAUGUGAAACCUUCCAUAUAUACUUUAAGGACUUCUUUGUCCCUGGAAGUGAUUUUUCUGGGGCUCCUUAGGUAGAGAGGUGUAUUAAUGGUGCCAGUGUUAGAAUCCUUGGCAGUCUCUUCUUGAACCUGCAACUCCAGUGGUUAAAUCUCAUAGGCCAUAUGGUUAUAUAACCAUUUUCUAGAGAAUUCUGUUCCUACUAUCUAAUGCAGUAACUGACUUAAAAGUAAGUAUUACUGUUAGACUCUAACGUAAGUGGUGGUAUUUGUUUUAAUGGAGGUGGGAUCAGGUAUGUGUUCACUUAAGCUUUACAUUAAAAAAAAUUUAUAUGUGUAAAUAAAUAUAUAUGCCUUGUAGAAAAA